This is a messenger RNA of Seminavis robusta, 357 nucleotides long. The record is from the annotation of a GenBank genome assembly. Lineage: Eukaryota; Bacillariophyta; Bacillariophyceae; Naviculales; Naviculaceae.
AUGGUCUACAUUGCCGAAGCGCAUGCCAUGGAUGAGUGGCCCGUCACGUCGGGACGGUUCAACAAAACGGGUCCCGUCCUAAUUGAGAAACAACCCACGUUGGCGGCCGAACGAUGCCAGUUGGCACGACAAUUUGCAAAGCAUUUUGACAUGAUGGAUGCGACAAACAAGACUGUCGUGGAACUAUUGGUCGAUGAUCCCGAGCAGGGAGAUCCGUUUGAAACGGCAUAUGCACCCUGGCCGCUUCGGUUGUACCUCGUGGACGCCCACGGCAAGCUGGAAUGGAUUGCGCAGCCCAAGGACUGUUCCUACGAAGAAGCUGUGGUGCAACUUUUGGGGCUGUUGGGAUCAAAUUAG